Molecule: messenger RNA, 362 nt
Organism: Pongo pygmaeus (Bornean orangutan)
Lineage: Eukaryota; Metazoa; Chordata; Mammalia; Primates; Hominidae
Gene: DEFB121
Product: defensin beta 121
Exons: 2
Coding region: 64-348 (94 amino acids)
Biological process (GO): innate immune response
Cellular component (GO): extracellular region
Source: RefSeq, a predicted model, not a curated record
GGAGUCCUCUGUCUGUUUUACCAGUUGAGAAGCCUCCUAUCCCUCCCUGAUCACUCGUCAUUCAUGAAGCUCCUUCUUCUGUUUUUGACUGUUACCCUGCUCCUGGCCCAGGUCACCCCAGUCAUGAAAUGUUGGGGUAAGUCAGGCAGGUGCAGAACAACAUGUAAAGAAAGUGAAGUAUACUAUAUAUUAUGCAAAACUGAGGCUAAGUGCUGUGUGGAUCCCAAGUAUGUACCUGUAAAACCAAAAUUAACAGACACAAAUACAAGCCUGGAAUCAACUUCUGCAGUCCGACACCUCUCUUCCAACCUUGAGUCUCAACAUCAUGGAAUCCUGCAGUUCUAUUAAAUCAUUCUUGGCAA